Molecule: messenger RNA, 2247 nt
Organism: Penicilliopsis zonata CBS 506.65
Lineage: Eukaryota; Fungi; Ascomycota; Eurotiomycetes; Eurotiales; Aspergillaceae
Exons: 5
Coding region: 1-2247 (748 amino acids)
Biological process (GO): regulation of DNA-templated transcription
Molecular function (GO): DNA-binding transcription factor activity, RNA polymerase II-specific; zinc ion binding
Source: RefSeq, a predicted model, not a curated record
AUGACCCCCCCACCGGUUGGUGCUGGCCUGGGGAGGAGCCGAUCGACCGCCCUGUCCAGUCCAACACCAGCGCCGUCGGCGCAGCACCUCCCUUCGGCGCCUUCACUGAGACCGGUGACUUACGCAUCUCGGGCUUGCAACGCGUGCAGAAAGCGCAGAGCCAAGUGCAAUGGUGGUCUGCCGAAGUGUGUGGCCUGUGUCACCAGGAAAACCGAGUGCGUGUAUGACCUGAAAAGCGACGGCAGACGGACGAGAGCCCUUCGACAGGAUCAUGACAGCCUUAGAGAUCAGACGCGGGAUCUCUCGGCGAUCUACGAGCUGCUCAAGUCGGUUUCCGAGGAGGAGGCCAUCCGCGCUCUGCAGCUGUUGAAAACGGCCCCUGACCCAAGCACUGCGCUCGCUACUAUCCAGGGAAACCUCUUGGCGACCAAUUCCCCGUCCUUGGGGAAGGCUGCAAGCGCUGUUCUGCCGCCCAUGAGCUCAAUCUAUGAGGUUGAGCUCAUCGCUCGACAUUCGAGCUCGUACCCACGGCUCGAACCGCUGACCCUGGAGAAUAUUGAUCUCGACUUGCUGAAUUGCAAGCCUCUUUUUAAAUUCCGCAAUCAGAAAAAUGCACAGUCUGUACCACCAUCGUCAAUCGACCCGCAAAGUCUCAUGUUGGGGGGAACGGGGCUGCGGGAGCUGGUCGACCCCCGGUUAAGAAGGCUUCAGAUUAGUUACUGGACCAAUGUCUCGAUCAGCAACGAGCUUGCAGCAGAGGCUAUAUCCCUCUUCCUUCAAAACGAGCAGCCCGUCCUAGCCUUUUUGGAUGCCGACCUGUUUGUCGAUGACCUGGUAUCGGGUCGCCUCAACUUCUGCUCGGAACUCCUCGUGAAUGCUCUUCUGAGCUAUGCUUGUCAAGCCUAUUCGGCCAUCAUGCCGUAUGCAUCGCAUCUCAGCUUCGCUUGCUACUAUGAAGCUCUGAGAAACUGGCAGACUGCUCGAACGCAGGACUCACUUCCCAGUGUGCAAGCGCUGCUCCUCUUGAGUAUAGCAUGUAACAGCUUUGGAGUCGAUGCUGUUGGCUUGGAAUUCCUUCAGGAAAGUUCCCAGAUGGCCCAGCGACUGCACCUUUUUGACCCAAUACCUCCAACCCUCGAGGAUGAUGCAAAAAUCCCUGGCUUACAGCGCUGCCGUGCUGCCACUGCCUGGGGCAGUUUUAAUUAUCUAACGGUCAUGUCCUUUUAUUUUCACGAGCGAUUUCAUAUACACGGCCCUCCUUCCUAUCCAAUACCUGGAGACUGGCAAAGCUCGAGUAGUUCGAUGUUGCCAAACAAUGAGCUUCCUCCCUAUAUGGGCAAGACAUUCCCCGCUUUAUGCCACUUCUUUAUCAUUGUUCAUGAUAUGGUGUCACUAUAUUAUAACCAUAAACCCUUUACCAAAAUUAUCACUCUCCACGACGCAUAUUCCAUCUAUCAACGGCUUUUAAACUGGGCCGACAACCUAUCUCCAGAACUGCUUCGAAGCGACAAAAAUCCGCAUCACGUCCUAAACCUUCAUAUCUGGUACCAUACCGCCAUCCUAGACACCUUUCGUCCAUUUGUUCAAUCACCCCAGCACUUAAACCUAGCAGGGUUUGAAUUCUCGCGCACACGACCGGGGGACAUCUUCAUUGCAUCAAUUCGACAGCUACAAAGGCUUGUUUACAUCUAUCGGUCCAACAGCAAGACUGCGACCACCGCGAUCAUCUGGCACCCGGCCAUGCUGUAUGUCGCGAACCACGUCCUGAAAGACACGUCCAACCCUGAAUCUCGUUUCUACUUCCUGCUCUGUAUCCGUGGCUACCAACGCCUAGCCCGGAGUUUCCGACUGGCUGGCAGCGUAGCGCAGAGCAUCGUUGGCAUGGCGCGGAGCAGUAACAUCAUCACCGCAGCAGAGGCACAACUGAUACGCACCGAACUCGAGGCCGAGAGCGACACGCAACCAUCUUCUUACGAGGUCCUGAGUCGCUUCAUUGUAGACCUCAAACUGUCCCUAGACGAUCCCGGCGCAGCGACCAUGCAGCAGCUCGUGCAGAACUUCAACAAGAUCAGCGUUACCUCGCCACCAGAGGAGUCGAUACCACCCACUACUACUUCUUCCAUGCCUUCCCCUGUUCCCUUCCAGGACGCUCUACCGCUCUCCGAAUCCCUUCCCACAUCCUUUCCUAGACCACUUCCCAUGCCUUCUCCGUUGGAGCCGACUCCUGAAGAUCCUAAACACGACUGA